AACCCGCACCAAAAUCAUCCCCAACCCCGACUCGCCGAGCCAAAACCCCACCCCCCGAUCCAUGGCGUCCUCCGGCGAGGCCUCAGCAUCUGCAUCGGCAUCGGCAUCGGCGUCGGCGUCGGCGUCGCCGUCGGGGGACCGACUCCGCGUGGUCGGCGCGUGGGCAGGGCCCCUGGAGGUGGAGCUGGGCGCCUGGACGGUGGCGAUGCUGCGGGCGGAGGUGGCGCGGCGGGCCGGGGGCGUGGACCCCGACCGCGUCGGCCUCAUCUUCGGCGGGCGCGUGCUCAAGGACGACCCCGCCGGCGUCUCGCUGCAGCAGGCCGGCCUCAAGGGCAACGCCAAGGUGCUCUCCACCCUCGCCUCCCCCGAUCGCGGCAAGGCCCUCGCCGCCGAGGCCGCCGCGGCCGCGGCCGAGGAGGAGCACGCCAGCAAGCUCGUCAGGCUCUGGGAUGCUGCACAAGCAUUAUCUCAAAGGCAUUCAGAUGGCUCUCUCCUUGACGAAAAUUUCAACAUAGCUCUCGAGGACCAGAGUGGCCAAAAAGUGAUGUUUGGAUCUCCAGAAGAUAUGAAGGCUUUGAAGAUGGCUCUAAUGCUUCAUCAAAAGGCAAAAGUUCUUAUCAAGAAGAACAUCUAUAAGGAUGCACUGGAUGUUUUGAUGAUGUCUGAGGAAGCCUUUUCUCUUUGUGACGCUAAACUCAUUGAGAGAGUUGAUAAUGUGCCAAUGCUUCAACUGGAUAUAGUCUGGUGUUAUUUUAUGCUUCGUGAUGUAUCACGCUUAGAAGUUGCAGGGGCUCGCCUAAACAAGGCUAGGUUAGGAUUUGAACUUUCCCACGGUAAAGAUUCCACACGCUUCAGAUUACUCCAGGCAGCCCGUCAUGCAGAUCUGGCUCUCUAUGUAAGACUGGAGCUUUUGGAAGGAGUGGUGGCCUAUUAUAAUGGUCAUACUGAAAAGGCACGUGGUUCUCUCAGUUCUGCACAGUCUAAAUACAUGCAGCUGCAAGUACCAGAUGAAGCUAUAGCAAUGCUAACGGAUAUGGGCUACGAUGCCCGAGCAUCAAAAAGAGCACUAAAGAUGACUGGCUAUGAUAUUCAAUCUUCUGUUGAUCUCUUAUGUGAGGAACGUGAAAAGAAAAUCCGUAGAAGGGAGCAGGACAUAGAGACAGAAAGAGAGAUCAUGGAACAAAGGAGAUAUGGUAAAACUCCCAUGAACAAGGCAGUUGAUAUGCAGAAGUUGAGAGGCUUGACUACUAUCGGGUUUGAGAAGUACCUUGCUGCAGAAGCACUCCGCAUAAACGAAAAUGAUGCUGAGAAAGCAUUAGAUCUUUUGACAAAUCCUGAACUGAACUGUGCCCUACAAAGUAAAAUUCAGUCAAGGAGGAAACGACCAUCUCAUGUCUUGGGUGCAGGACCAUUGAGGGCCGGGCCUGCCGCUGCUGUGGCUGCUGCAGUGGCUGGUAAUGCUCCACCACAGAUACCGGAUCUCAACGCUGCCGAGGGCGGCAAUCAGGAACAGCUUGUGAACAACGGCGCAGAAGCUGCGGCCAAUGACGCAGAAGCUGCGGACAACGACGCAGAAGCUGCCGCCAACGAUGCGGAAGCUGGGGCCAAUGAAGAAGCUGUCAACCAAGACCAAGACAUGGGCGAUGAGACAGAGGAGGAUGAAACUGAGGAGUAUUUGAUCGAGGAACAAGCGGGUGCGAGCCACGGGCAAGCUCUGGCCAGGGACGUGGAUAUGGAGAACGAGCUCGCCAACGAGCUGACGGGUGAUGCCCUGGAUGACUAUGACAUCGACGUCGCCAACGAAGGGCAGGCCAUCGCGGAGUACCUGAGCCUUCUGGAGUCCGCUGCUGCUGCUGCUAGCUCUUGAUUUGCAGAGAUAUAUAGGCAUCUUAAAAAGCUUCAGGUGGAAGGAGAAUAGCCUCAGCCCGGGAGCUCGUUUGCGUGGUAGGGUUCGAUUCUGUACAUACGAAUAUGGUGCUACCUUUAGUGAGCUAUAAGUGACACGUUAAAACCUGUUACCGUCGUGCUGAAGAAAUUAAUUCAUGGACCGCAUCUCACUA
Hordeum vulgare subsp. vulgare (domesticated barley) is the source of this 2060-nucleotide messenger RNA. RefSeq names its product NEDD8 ultimate buster 1. Gene Ontology annotation, molecular function: protein binding. Bases 62 to 1867 code for a protein of 601 amino acids. Lineage: Eukaryota; Viridiplantae; Streptophyta; Magnoliopsida; Poales; Poaceae. Gene Ontology annotation, biological process: regulation of ubiquitin-dependent protein catabolic process. The transcript has 11 exons. The record is from RefSeq and is a predicted model, not a curated record.